AUGUUUAAACUGACUCGAUGUCAACACGAAGACCUGCUUCUGCGAACGUUUGACUUCCCUAUUCGCUUCGUUGCCGCCCCCAAAUCAUGUUCGGUCGGUCGAAUAGCCUACGUGGUGUAUGUUCCGGUUGCUCUUAGCGACUUUGACCUCAGAGAGCUGAUUCGCAGUACGUGGGCCAGAAACUUCAAGGCAGACAGCACGGUAAAGUUUAUUUUCGUCGUCGGGAGCCACUGGCUGAACGAAAGCUCCAUGGUUCGCCUCGAUUCGGAAAUGAGAAGGGAAAGGGACAUUUUACGCAGUGACACAAUCGAACAUUACUACAACCUCACGUUAAAGACGUACGCGGUUUUUAAGUGGAUUCAUCGGUACUGUCGUCACGCUAAAUAUGUGGUGAGGGCAGACAGUGAUACAGUGUUGAAAAAGGACAACCUUGAUCAUUUCCUCAAAGCCAGCGGUCAGACACUGAAGCGGACGAUUGUUGGUCACUGCCACCAGUUCCAUUGUCCGACGCGAUAUCCUUCUGCGAAGAACUGCAUUCCGUUUUCUUCUUUCUCUACCGGUUUGCUUCCAAGAUACUGUUUUGGCUUCAGUAAUGUUAUCUCAGGGGACCUUGUAAGUCAAAUGCUCCGUCAUUGGCAGUCGUUGCCGUAUUUUCAUUUAGAGGACAUAUUUCUCUCAGGCAUUUUGGCAGAAGCCUUAGGCGACGUCCAGAGAGUGGAUCGUCAGGACCUGUUUGAUUACCAAACUCGUUUUGACUCGUUCGCCUGCGAUAUGACGCAGAUCGCCUCUGCUUCGUAUCCGUCAAUCGAGCAGCAGAGGGAGCACUGGACGAAGUACCUCAACCGCUGUCACCGUUCCUAG
Molecule: messenger RNA, 861 nt
Organism: Soboliphyme baturini
Lineage: Eukaryota; Metazoa; Nematoda; Enoplea; Dioctophymatida; Soboliphymatidae
Source: the annotation of a GenBank genome assembly